Molecule: messenger RNA, 1592 nt
Organism: Phascolarctos cinereus (koala)
Lineage: Eukaryota; Metazoa; Chordata; Mammalia; Diprotodontia; Phascolarctidae
Source: RefSeq, a predicted model, not a curated record
GCUGAGAGAUGGAGUGUUUUGUUUCAGGAACGGCAAGGAGGCCAGUGUCACUGGAUCAUACAGUAUGUGGAAGGAGGUGAAUAAGGUGUAAAAUGAAUAGAAAGGCAGGGGAAGGAGGAGUUAUGAAGGGCUCUAAAAGCCAAACAGAGGGUUUUGUUCUUGCUCCUAGAGGGGAGAAGGAGCCAUGGAAGUUUACUGAGUAUGGGGGUAAUGCGGUUGGACUGGUAUUUUAGGAGAAUCAUUUUAUUGGCUAAAUAGAGGGUGGGACUGGAGUGGGGAGAGAUAUGUGUCAGGCAGACUCACAGCACAUAACGUAAAAGCAAAAGAAAUCAAUUUUGAAAAGACUCUCUUAUUUUAAAAAAGAUUAAAAUUGACUGUGAUCAUAAGUUAGCAUAGUGGACAGUAAUCUUAGUACAACUUUCAUUUUAGGGUGAUGUCAUUGGCAAGGACUUUUUCACGAGUGGGCAAAGGGGAGAGGGAAAGGGACACGUUCUCAUUCAAUGCUGAGCUCCAACAAAGACCCACCAAUCUCCACUGUCUCCUAAAAACAUAACUAGGAUGUAUUUCUUUUUUCCAGCAUCUAUGACAUUCAUUGGGAUUUCAGGCCUUUUAUUCAUCAUGAGGUACUUGCAACCCCACUGGAGAAUACUUGAAGGACUGAAUGGACACAAAACUAUGUCAUAUGAGGGCUCCUGUGUUUGCAAGAACUUUCCUCACAACAUUACUAUGAGGGCUUGACCAGCCUACCUGCGCUUGGACAACAGCCAACCUGUCUGCUGCAGCCAACCCCGCGAGGCUCACUGGAAAGAUGUUUCCCUUCAAGGUGAGCAAAUGGAUGGGGUUUGGUUGCUUCCGGUCACUGCUCUCCCCUUCCCCUACCAUACGCCAGAAGAAGUUGAUCCACAAGCUGCAGGAGGAAAAAAACUUUCGAGGUGAGAUGAAGGUUUUCCGUGAAAAGAUCGAGGCCUUCAGGGAGAAGAUGUGGGAGUUCCGGGCAAAGAUUCAAGGAUUCCGGGGCCAAAUCAUGGGCUUCUGGGAAGAGGAAAAACCUUUUUGGGAAGAAGAGAAAACCUUCUGGAGGGAGGAAAAAGCUUUCUGGGAAAUGGAAAUAUCCUUCCAAGAAGAGGAAAAAGCCUUCUGGAAAAAAUACCAUGCCUUCUGGAGGGAGGAUAAAGCCUUCUGGAAGGAGGACAGUGCUUUGUGGGAGAGAGACCGGAACCUUUUCCAAGAGGAUAAGGCUCUGUGGGAGGAAGAAAAGGCUCUGUGGGAAGAUAAAAAAUCCCUUUGGGAAGAGGAAAAUGCCCUGUGGGAGGAGGAAAAAGCCUUCUGGGUAGAGGGUGGUGGUCCUAUCGGAGAGGAACCAUUGCUCCCUGAAGAUGGGGUCUUAAAUGCCAGUGGAGACCCAACGUCACCAAGCCAUUCCAGAGGCAGAGCUUGAGCCAGAGGAGCUGGGGCAUGGAGCCUGGGGGCUCCUAGUCUUAACAUCCGAGCCCUGGGAGCGCUCAUGUGCCAGAGAAGCUUUGUACCCAUUUGUCUCCUUGAUCCUAGGGAGUAAUAAAGUCCUGAGGGGAACUUGGAAAACCCAACUCCAA